Prorocentrum cordatum is the source of this 435-nucleotide messenger RNA. The record is from the annotation of a GenBank genome assembly. Lineage: Eukaryota; Dinophyceae; Prorocentrales; Prorocentraceae.
AUGGCCUGCACGCACAAGCCCAUGACGGUGACCGGCAUGCUUUCGCAGUCCAUCCGCAAAGCGAAGCUGGACGUGAUCGACGAGAUGAAGAUCGAUUCGGACGUCACGAAGUUUUCGGACUACUACGGCAUGUGCGAGAGGAUCUUCAAGAUGCCGAUGCCGCUGUCGUACACCCGGCUGACCUCCAGGUUCCUCAGCGUGUGGCUGCUCUUCAUGCCCCUUGCGCUCUACGGCGCCAUUAACCCCCACUGGGCCAUCGUGCCCAUCACCGCGUUUCUGGCCUUCGCGAUCUUCGGUAUCGAGGAGCUCGGUGUCCAGAUCGAGGAGCCCUUCUCCAUACUCCCCAUGGACACCAUGGCAGGCAUCGACGCGAGUAUCUUCGAGGCCCUGGAGCUGGAUAAGGAGGACCGGAAGAAACAGGGCGUUGUUGCUUGA